AUGGCAGUACGAAAUUUGAUGAAGACUUUAAGACGUAAAGAGACAGUGCUUGACGAGAAGCAUCAAGAGAAAGAGAAGAAGGAGAAACCCUUAAGGAUACGAGGAGGAUGUAUAUCAACGGCCAGUGUGAGUAUUCAUCUUCCAAAAUUUAAUACAGUAAUCCCUCGACUUGCUGACGUCCAUCUUCUUUGUAGCUCGAGUAACGACCCAACGAGUAAACACUACAAACAAGAUUCCGGACAUGGUUUCGAAAUGUGGGGAAGUCAUAUGGGUGAUCGACUAGAAUCAUUAGGAAGAAGUAUAAGUCGAGGUGGUCAACAAUAUGUUGGUCCGGUGUUACAUUAUUAUCAUCCACCUUCAACCCAGGUGAUACAUCAUCAUUAUCACCAAUGUCACCACGAUGAAAACCUCCCUCAAUAUACACACACACCAAACCAUGGACCGCAGCAUGUGUUUAGAGGGUGGGGAGGAGCGGCGGUAGAUGGGUUCGAACAUAAACAGUAA
Molecule: messenger RNA, 504 nt
Organism: Kwoniella botswanensis
Lineage: Eukaryota; Fungi; Basidiomycota; Tremellomycetes; Tremellales; Cryptococcaceae
Exons: 3
Coding region: 1-504 (167 amino acids)
Source: RefSeq, a predicted model, not a curated record